This is a messenger RNA of Insectozyma verbasci, 2553 nucleotides long. Lineage: Eukaryota; Fungi; Ascomycota; Pichiomycetes; Serinales; Debaryomycetaceae. The record is from the annotation of a GenBank genome assembly.
AUGAAUGAGAACCCAAUAAUGAGGAGAUGUAAAGAUGAUUGGGUCAAUGCUACUCAAAUAUUAAAAUGUUGUAAUUUUCCAAAAGCUAAAAGGACAAAAAUUUUAGAAAAAGGUGUUCAACAAAGUCAACAUGAAAAAGUACAAGGUGGAUUCGGUAGAUUUCAAGGAACUUGGAUACCUUUGGAAGAUGCAAGAAAAUUAGCAGCAAACUAUGGUGUUACCAAAGAAGUUGCUCCGGUUUUAUAUUUAGAUUUAAAUGACCCAAAUUUAGUAAUACCUGAAAAACCAAAACCUCCACCAAAACCGAAAGAAGUUAAUGGUGAAAAAAGAAAAUAUACUAAAAAACCAAAACAACCUGGCGAUACUCCUAGAAAAUAUAAAACUGGUAAGAAAGCAGAAUUACAAAGACAAGAAGAAGAAGCAGCUGCUGCUGCUGCAGUAGCACAAGAAUCAUUUACAUCACAGGAUACUACUUUUAAUUCUUUAUCAAGACAAAUUUCAACUUAUACAAAUAAUUCUCAAUAUCCAUCAAUGUAUAAUAUGAGUCAAACAUCAACUAUUCAACAUUCACAUUCUCAACCACAACCAGUUGCUUAUAGUCAACCAGAAUUUACACCAAUUGCUAGCUCAAUGCCAUCUUACCCACCAAACAACAAUUUCCCUUAUCAACAACCACCACAACCACCGCAACCACCACCACCACCACCACCACCUCAAUAUCCUCAAAAAUUCUUCCAAAAUAAUGUACAACAUGUAUUUAAUAAAGUACCGUCUUCACAAUCUUCAAAUGAUACUAAUUGGUCUACUCAAAAAGAUAGUGAUACUUCAAUGUCAUCCAAUCAAGAAGAUCCAAAAAGACUACAACAAAAUUCUGGUUCAAGUCCAUCUGAUGAUAAUAGUUAUGCUGGUCAGUUAUUAAAAUUUUUCAGUGCUGAUAAUGCAGAAGUACCUUAUUUUAUUCAUUAUCCACCAGCAGAUUUUAAAAUUAAUGAACCAAUUGAUGAUGAAGGUCAUUCCCCUUUGCAUUGGGCUGCAUCGAUUGGAAAUUAUAAUAUGAUACAUUUACUAAUAUCAAAAGGUGCUCAUCAAUUAGUUGUAAAUAAUAAUGGGUUAAACCCGUUAUCUAAAUUAUUAUCAUUUACAAAUUGUUUUGAAUUGAAAAAUUUCCCCAAAGUUUUAAAUGAAUUAGAAAAUUGUUUGAUUAAUACUGAUAUUAAUGGUAGAACUCCAUUACAUUAUUUAUGUUCAUAUGCAAAAUCUGCAAAAAGAUAUGAAUCAAUAAAAUAUUAUUUACAAAUUAUUUUAGCUAAAUUAACAGUAUUAUCUCAUCAAAAUCAAUCUAGACAAAUUGAUUUAAUGAAAAAUGUUUUAAAUCAUCAAGAUAUUCAUGGAGAUACUUGUUUACAUCUAGCUAUUAAAUCAGGAUUAGUUAAAAUUGUAAAAACAUUAUUAGAAUAUGGUGCAAGAGAUGAUUUAGAAAAUAUAAAUAGAGAAACAUCAAAAGGAUUAAUCCAACAAUAUCAAUUAAUUCCAAAUUAUCUUAAUAAUCAAUUUCAUGAUCAAUUACAAAUGGGUUUAAAUUAUACUGGUUAUAAUGUAAAUACCAAUAAUGUUCCUGGUUUAGCAACUCCUAUUCAACCAAAUUAUAAUAAAGUAGAAACUCCAGAUACUCAAAGAACAACAAUUCAAGAUGAUGAUUUAGAUGAUGAAGAAAUAAAUAGUGCAAGGGUUGAUAAUAAACAUAUUGAUAUGUUACAAGAUAAUAAAGAAAAUAUAUUUAUUGAGAAAUAUAAUGUGUCAACACCAGUUCCAAAAACCAUGCCUACUUAUAAUCAUCAACCAUUAUCUGUUAUAUCAGAGAUAGAGCCGGACAAACCUAAAGAAACUACUUUUAAAUUCAUCCCACCUAAAAUCAAUAAUGAAGGUAAAUUAGAACAAAUACAAUCAAAACAAUUAUCAUCAAAAGAUUUAUCAUCGAUGAUUUCAAGUAUGAUUAAUUCAUUAUCUGAUUGUUUUGAAAAUGAAACAAAGAAAUUAGAUCAUGAAAUAAAGAAAAUUGAGAAACUAAUUAAACAAAAAAAGCAUGAAUCGAAACAUAAUUUAAGUAAAUUUGAAAAAUUACUUCAUAAUUCGGGAAUUGAAGAAAAAAUAACUUCAUUUGAAGAAGGUGAAGCAUUAAUUCAAAACAAUAUUUUAAAACUUGAAAAUACAAUUAAUGAAAAAGACCAUAAAUUACUUAAAAUUUUACAAUUUAAUCAAGCAUUUCAAUUGGGUAAUUUAAUUCAAGAUUUAGAAAUGAAAUAUCUUGAAAAUAAUAAAGAAAUAAGUGAUGAUGAAUUAAGUAAUGAAGAUAAAUUUGAUUAUUCAAUUGAAUUAACUAAUUUACAAAUUAAAAGAAAAUAUUUAAUUGAACAAAUUACUCAAAGAACUAAAGAUUUUGGAAUAGAUGAUAAAAUGUAUAAAUAUAGGAAAUUAUUAAGUUUAAGUUGUGGUAUUAAAGUUGAAGAUAUCGAUAGUUUAAUCGAUAGUAUAGCUGAAGAACUUGCAAGCUAA